Scomber japonicus (chub mackerel) is the source of this 2026-nucleotide messenger RNA. RefSeq names its product myeloid leukemia factor 1 (gene mlf1). The transcript has 8 exons. Bases 41 to 850 code for a protein of 269 amino acids. Gene Ontology annotation, cellular component: nucleus; cytoplasm. The record is from RefSeq and is a predicted model, not a curated record. Gene Ontology annotation, biological process: regulation of DNA-templated transcription. Lineage: Eukaryota; Metazoa; Chordata; Actinopteri; Scombriformes; Scombridae.
UCUUAAAUUUUGUUUACAGCUUUAAAAAAAAUCCGUGGAAAUGUUCAACAGUAAUCUCAGGGAGUUUGAUGAGGAUCCCUUCUUCUCGGAUCCCUUCCGUGCCCACAAUGAUCACAUGCGACACAUGAUGCGUAGCUUCUCGGAGCCAUUUGGCUGGCCCGUGAUGCCCAGUUUAACGGAUGGGAGAAGCAUGGCGGGGCAGCCCAGCUCAUCCCAGGCACUGAGCGGCCAACACAGGGAUAUGAGCCGAUCACUGUUGCCCUUUGGCAGUAUGGACAGCACGGACUUGAUGAGGAACCCUUUCGGCAUGGUUGACAACAUGAUGGCCAACAUGAGGAACAGGAUGCAGGAGAUGCACAGAAACAUUGAUAACACAGCUUCAAACAGCCACUCAUUCAGCUCCUCAUCAGUCAUGACAUAUUCAAAGGUGGGAAACGAGCCUCCCAAGGUUUUCCAGGCAAGCUCAUCGACACGCCGUGCCCCAGGGGGGAUUAAGGAGACCCGGCGAGCAGUCAGAGACUCCGAGAGUGGUCUGGAGCAGAUGUCCAUUGGUCACCACAUCCAGGACAGGGGACACGUAGUUGAGAAGAAAUUAAACAAGAAAACAGGAGAGAAGGAGCUUAUGCAGGACUUCCAGAAUAUGGAUGAAUCUGAAGCACAGAAUUUUGACGAAGAGUGGCAGCAGGAGUUGUCCAAGUUUGAUCCAUCGGGUCCCAUGACUCGCCCGGGGGAGCCGCAGCUACGUGGUGCUCAGCGGGCAGCCCUCCCCGCUCCUAAGCAGCCCAACAGAGAACGAGCAAAGGCCAAGGCUGUGGAUAAAAGCAACAUGAAAAGCUCGACAAAGCAGUAAAAACAUUGGUCUGUCUGUAUGCUCAUUAAAGUCCUUCAAGCAUUAUACAGUACACUCCUGUGCUCAGUAACCAUACACACCGCCCCAGUCUCAUCAACAUAAAAGACACUGACCCAGAAUCUGAAAUAUUUAAGAGCUCAUAUUUGUGGUUUUAAAUAUUUUGGCCCGAUUGCAUCCAUUUUUUUAUUACUGCUGCCCAUUACUAGCUGGCAGAGAACCGAAACCUGCUGAAGAUGGCUUUUCCAUUACAGUGGACAUUUAAUCUGGUCCUCUGGGGGUCAACUUUCUCCUGCCAUCUCACUGUUGUUAUUUUGAAUCUCGACAUGGUUCACAGCUGAUUAGGAAAACACACAGAGGAAUGAAAAGACAUGUAGGGUUUGGGGAGGCACUAUUGCUAAGUCAGGAAUUGUAUAAUUCAUGAAAUUAAAAUCAUGGCAGUUCAAAGAGAAGAAGAAAAAAUGAAAAUCCUGUGGUAUGCUUUGGAGGAUAGUAACAGUAAUGUGAAAUAAAUGUGGAUGUGGGCUGUAGAACAUGUACAACCAGCAAUUCGAGAAUUACUACUUGUAGUUGCUGAUAAGAGAUUUCACAAUAAAGGUACAAAGGGUCCUUAUUCUUUCACACCAAACCAAGAAACCAAAGGGAUCAUUAGCAUUUCUAUGGAUGUAGUGGGGUUCAAACAAAUAGGCCAAUACAAUGUAAAAAAAGAAGGGUCAAAGACACUACUUGCACUACAAGCAAUACAUCUAUAAUAUUUUGCAUCUGAUGAAUUGAAUUUGCUCUCUGAUUUCAUCUGUUUGUCACAUUAUGUCAUUUUUAUAAUGCAACCAGGCACAAAGUGUAGUGACCCAUUUACUGACUUGUUUGAAAUCUACUAAUGCACUUCCAAUAUGUCUAAAUUGUCUGUUUGUAAUUAUAUUGUCUAGUAUCUGAUGUUCUAGAUAUAUGUAUUUUAUCUGCUGUAAUCUUUGUAAAAAGAAAAAAUAAUAAGCUUCCCUUUUUAUAUUGUUACUUUGGUUUCUCUUGUUUUUCAUCUGAUGAACUCGGUGCUGCGUUGCACAAACUCUUGACAACGUCUGGAUUAUUCUCAGUAAUUCUAGCUUUGUUCUUGUAUAUUUUUUUCAAGCUUUAAAAACAAAUUCUAUGUCAACACAGACUAUCAUCUAAAAAUAAAAAUGU